Lycium barbarum (goji berry) is the source of this 1579-nucleotide messenger RNA. RefSeq lists its product as uncharacterized. The transcript has 5 exons. The coding region runs from base 181 to 1140 and encodes 319 amino acids. NCBI's taxonomy places the organism in Eukaryota, Viridiplantae, Streptophyta, Magnoliopsida, Solanales, Solanaceae. The record is from RefSeq and is a predicted model, not a curated record.
CUUUUUUUCAACAUAUUAUGAUCUUCAAACAUUGCUCUCUCACCAUUUUUCUUCCUCAUAUGUUCCUAUCAUCCUUUGCUCUGAAAACCCUAAUUUCAACUUUCUUUUAUUACCUAAGAUGACAAAAUCAGUUUAAGGAUUGUUGAAGCAAUCAGCUUAUGUGUAGACGUAGAGAAAAAUAUGGAAGGGAAUGCAUGUGAAAUCGAUCACUUAGAUUCAGAUGUGGUUUUGCCUCCUCGAAAACGGCUUCUAGCAGGACUGACAAAUCAGAAUUUUGAUGUUAAUCCAUGUACCCCAUCCCCACCUAUUGAGUUCGAUAUCCGUCUUAAUAACUUAUUGAAGUUUCACUCGGAUGAUUGUAAUCGUUCCAUUGAGGAGAUUGUCGAGGCCUCAAGAGUGGAAGCUCUAAAAGCUGUUGAGCUUGCAAAAUCUGCAAGAGAUGUUGCUGAAGAGAAAGCUGAAAAAGCAGCAAAAGCCAUGGCUGCUGCUAAGAGCGCUAUGGAGUUGGUUGCUACUGUUUCCGAUGAGGUAACUGGUAGAGACAAAUACACGACGAAGAAUAAGAUAAAGAAGCAUGUUCCUGUUCAGAUGUUGUAUAAUAAGUGUAAAGGAACCAAGGAUUGUAGAAAGGAUGAAGAUUUAGCCCCGACAUUACGUAGGUCAAUAAACAGCUCUCCAAGAAUUUCAAAGAACUCAACUUCUGACGGUAGAAAUCACAAACAUAAGAGGCUUAAAAAUGCUUCUCCUUCCGAAAAGGCUAAGUUUCAGGAUGGAAGUACAUCCACUACAAAGAAUCGGAAUUAUAGUGGUCAUGGGAAACCAAUGAACUUGAAGGAGAAAUUUGGAGAAUCUCUGGAUGAUAUUUGUAACAUUGGCAAAAAGAAGGGGAGGAUAAAACAGAAAAAAUUACCCCUCAGCAUUUGCAGUUUCAGGGAUAAAGUGAACCCCAAAAUGGACAUGAAUUCCAAAAGUUCUUCGUUACCUGUUGAGAGGUCAUCUACAUGGAAGUGCCAAGCUUUUAAGGCACCGACUUGCGUUAAACAGUCAGUCGAUGUAAUCAGUCUUCGCAUUUUUAGUUUCAAGAGGAGCGGCUACCAUGAUGGAACUUUUAGUCUGAGCAAAGCCAGAAUGAGAUGGUGAAAAAAUUAUGUAUUUGCGGAGAUUACUCUUGAAUAUCUCAAUUCACAGAUGUACAAUAUUCUACCGUGGAUUCAGAAAAACUUCAUGGAUCAAACUUUAAUGCCUCCCAAUUAAGCAGUUCUUAUUUUUGUUUUCUAGGUUCUAGGACUUGCCUUCUCGUUUACCAAUGAGUUUUCGGUUUGACAGGAUUUUGUUAGGUUAUGGAUUUCCAUUUCCUAGUUUACUUCUGUUAGUGGUCAUCAUCAGUAGCAUUAGAAGUGUAACAUUUUUUGUCAAAGGAGACUCAUGUAUGUCUCUUCCUUUCAUUCAUCUCACUGUAACAUUAUUAUUGAUGUACAUAUGUAAAGCAGUAGCAUUGUUUUUUUGUGUGUCUAAGAGGAUUAUAAACCAAUACACCAUCAAUCUAUCGUAAAGCAUGAUGAUUUUCUUGAAUCAAUAA